This is a messenger RNA of Lachancea mirantina, 1635 nucleotides long. The record is from the annotation of a GenBank genome assembly. NCBI's taxonomy places the organism in Eukaryota, Fungi, Ascomycota, Saccharomycetes, Saccharomycetales, Saccharomycetaceae.
AUGACGGAAGUUGAGUUUGGACAACCACUACCCAGCAACUUGGAUUACGCCGUUUCCUUCGGCAUCCCCACGUGGGAAUCCGCCGUGAAAUACGUUGAGAAAGAUCCCUAUUUUGUUAGUAAAAUGAAGACUGGGUACCCUAGAUAUUUUCCUCAGCCCGCGAUACAAACGCUCUGUGGUCAUUUCAUCAAAAAAUAUGGCCGCAAUUCGGUGAAUUGCCGUCCUUUUCCUUCUUUAAAGUGUGCUAGAGAUUGCUUAGAUCAUGUGAAGGCGAAAAAUGGUUCCAAGAGUAAAGCUUACCUUGCGUCGGAAACUUUUCACCUGCGUGAUUCUUCGCAGAAUGAUUCCUCACAAUUGACUUUUACUAUAGCGGUUGUAUUUGCUCCUGAUGAUGAGAUCGAAGUCGUCAAAGAGUACUGGAAACUGACGGGCGAAUGCGUAUCAAGUCGGCUAGCAGCUUUUAUUAAUCAGUGUUUGGAAGAUGUUGGGUCAGAAUCAAGCCCAUAUCAUUUGAAGAGGCCAGAAAUAGCCCUCUUGAAAGAAAGAGGGGAAGAUGCAAAACUCCAAGUGAAAAAAAGAAUAGCAGAUAACCACACCAAACAAUUGUCAGGCAAGAAGAUUGCAAUCGAUCCAUUGAAAGAUGUUUUCCUGGUUUCAAGCGGCAUGUCCUCGAUAUUCAAUACCCGCAAACUACUCACAUCAUGGGAAUCGAACAAAACUUCCGAGACGUCAUGUUAUACAGCUGGAGUGUUCGGAUUUCCUUUCAAAGAUACAAAAGUUAUAAUGGAGAAGUUUGGGGAAUGUCUGUUCUUUGGAUUUGGUGAUUCCAGAGAUGUGAAGCAGUUGAAGAAUUACUUAGAAAAGGGAGACAAUCGUAUCUUGGCCAUUUAUUUGGAAACGCCUUCUAAUCCAAUGCUGAAUGUACCUGAUUUGCAAAAUUUGAGAAAAUUGGCUGAUGACAACGAAUUCUUCAUUAUCAUAGACGACACCAUUGGAGGUUUGAACAUAAAUGUGCUACCUUACGCUGAUAUUGUAUGCACCUCCCUGACCAAACUCUUUAGCGGCUCCAGCAAUGUCAUGGGUGGUUCAAUUUUACUCAACCCGCAAUCUAAAAUAUACCCAUUUGCUCGCACUUAUUUUGAAAGUACCGAAUUCGAAGAAUUACUCUGGCUUCAAGAUGCUAUUGUGCUUGAGGAAAACUCUAGAGAUUAUGAAGAGAGGACAACGAAAACGAAUCAAAACACAAAGAAACUCUUGGACGAGGUACUCUUACCUCUUGAGGGUGAAAUUUUCAAAAAAGUGUAUUAUCCAUCGGUGAGCUCUAAAGAGACUUUGCAAAAUUACGACGCAAUUCGCUAUCCAGAAGCUGGUUACGGAAGUUUAUUUUCUCUGUCCUUUUACAAUGAGAAAGAUGCAAAAACGUUCUAUGAUAAUUUGAAAGUCUUCAAAGGUCCAUCAAACGGAACAAACUUCACUUUGGCUUGCCCGUAUGUUCACCUGGCCCAUCACUUCGAGCUCGAUGCGGUGUCCAAAUAUGGGGCUGACGCCGGUUUUGUGAGAGUAAGUGUGGGACUCGAAGACAUUAAGUGGUUGGCAAGAGUCUUCGAAGACGCGAUUGCAGCUGUGAAACGGUGA